Messenger RNA from Laccaria bicolor S238N-H82, 1302 nucleotides. RefSeq lists its product as uncharacterized. Bases 1 to 1302 code for a protein of 433 amino acids. Lineage: Eukaryota; Fungi; Basidiomycota; Agaricomycetes; Agaricales; Hydnangiaceae. The transcript is spliced from 7 exons. The record is from RefSeq and is a predicted model, not a curated record.
AUGAGCGUUAACGGCAAGUUCUCCUUUCCUUUUUCUGCGACUUACACCCCUUGUCUCUGUUCCUUCAACGGACAAACGUCAUCAAGAGCUAUUGGAGCGAAAAGAUCGUGCGACGUUAUAACACCGUCAAUGGCUCUGGUACCUCAUGGAAAUCCUGGAACUCAUGCGAAGCGAGAGAUACCAAAGAUUGGAGGUUCAUCGGCUGCCUUCAUAGCUGUCGUCGUUAUUCUCGUCAUAAUCAUUGUCAGUGUUGGAACGGCGAUGGUAAUUCUCUUGCGAGAGGAUAAGUCCGAUGCCGAGGACCGACGUCGUCGGUACCAGCACGCUGGUUCACCAGCCUCUCCAGCAUACCAGCUCGAUUCAUCGUCAUCAAAGACGUGGCUUUUUGGAAUGUUUAGCUCCAGUAGACGUGAGGCUGAUACAACGACGGAUGGGCCCACAACGUUAAAAGGACGGGGCGGAGGUCAAGGAUGGGUUCAAGCUGUAGGAAGCGAUUGGGACGGUGAUUCGGUGGAUGAACGCGCUCGGAUCAAAGCUGGUGUUUUGCAAUCUGUGCGAAUGACAGAAUAUGGAUCACCAGGGGCUUCUAGUUCAUCCUUUGUUGGUCAACCUUCGCGUUUGGACAGUCUUAUGUCAGAAGAUAUGGAAUCAAGUAGUCGGCUUGACCUCCAGAGUGUGGGCGGCCCUCCUUACCAUGACCCAUAUUCGCCAUCACCACAAUUGAGCAUGUUUAAUAUCCAGCGCUUAUCUCCCUAUUCAACCCCUCCGGAAUCGCCCAGCCCUCGUCGCGUCAAUUUUCGAUCAGCUUCGCCGGGAGAUACCACCUCACAAAACGGUAAUGCGACUACCUUGUUCCAUCCCAACGGCAGUGGACAACAGUUCACUGUUGCCGGAAAUUCUACACUAUUGCCGGGAGAAGUGACCCGGCCAAACGAUGAUGGUAAUGUGACGAACGACCCUCCUCUAGACGGCAGUGGGCAACACUUCGUCACUCAUUCAGGGAAUUCUAUGCGGACUUUUCAUGGUGGCACAAAAUUCAUUGAGGCUCUUAUAUAUGAUCAAUCCAACAUUUAUUUACCCAAGGAAAUCAUACAGAGCGCCGCCGUAUACCGAUCACAUGCCGUUUUCUUUUUGUUGCCGCAAGCCAAGGUCGAGGUGGCUCGAGCUGAAAAACAAUCAAACUCCGAUCAGCUCGAGGUACCUCGAGGUACACCUUGGCUUGAUCACCUCGAAGCCCCCAUCAAACAUCAUUUCAAUUUGGAAGUAUUGAAAUUAUACAUUAUCUGUAGCGAAAUAAAGUAA